GGUUGGUUGUUUACCGUAGCUGUGGCUCAUGCUGUUUUCCUUCAGCAUGCUGAAGACAGCAGGCUGACAACUAAACCAAAUUCUAUAGGUUUAAAUGUAACAAUUGCCCUGUGCCCAUCACAGUGGAACCUUUAUGGCUGGAAGAACAGCAACUGGGAGAAAGUGAGGACUGCAGAUGCUCAAGAUCAGCACAACAGUUGUAAGGGGAAGAAAGAGACUUUUCCUACUAUUACAAAAUGAUGGCCUGCAUUACAGUGACUGAUGUGGAAACCGGAUCAGCGCCACUUCAAAAUGGAGAUCUUCAUCAAACCUCACGAGCACCCAAAUGGACUGGAGCGGGACUUCAAGUAAAACUUUAUCCCAUCCCUGGCAAAACGGAUAACAACUCCUUAACAUUUCCACCAGAUAAAUAUGUCGCAGAAGACAUUUGCAUAGCAGCUGCCAAAGCCUGUGGUUUUUCACCAGUGUAUUAUACCCUUUUUGCUCUGAUGAAUGAACGAGACCGGUAUUGGUAUCCUCCAAACCAUAUCUUCGAUGUUGAUGACUCUGCAGAUGUAACAAUCAUUUUUCGACUAAGAUUCUACUUUCCACAUUGGUACAGUCCUGGAAAUAAAAGAGCUUAUCGUUACGGAGUUGUCAAGGGUGCAGAGAGUCCUUUUAUUGACGAUAACAUCAUGACUUAUCUUUUUGCUCAGUGGCGUGAUGACUUCAUUAAUGGAUGGAUAAAAGUGCCAGUUACACACGAAACACAAGAGGAAUGCCUUGGUAUGGCAGUGCUCGAUAUCAUGAGAAUGGCAAAGGAGAAAGACCAAUCUCCUUUAGACAUCUAUCACUCAACCAGUUACAAAUCGUUCUUGCCGAAAAAUAUUCGUCUACAGAUCCAAAAUUACCACUUUGUCACAAGGAAACGGAUCCGAUUCAGAUUUUACCAGUUUAUCCGGCAGUUCAGCCAGUGUAAUGCAAGUGCCCGAGAUUUGAAGUUGAAAUACUUGAUUAACAUGGAAACUCUUCAGCCUGCUUUUUUCUCGGAGUAUUUUGAAGUGAAGGAGCCAGUACAAGGACCUUCAGGAGAAGAUGUAUUUACGAUUGUUGUAACUGGAAAUGGAGGCAUUCAGUGGAUGAAGGGAAAAUAUAAAGACACCGAUUCUCAACCUGAUCAGGAGCUACAGCCUUAUUGUGAUUUCCCCGAUAUCAUCAAUGUCAGCAUCAAGCAAGCAAGCAAAGAUGGUUCCUCCGAGGGGAGAAUAGUCACCAUAAUCAAACAGGACAGCAAGACCUUGGAAGUUGAGUUUCCGUCCCUGAAAGAAGGCUUCUCAUUUGUCUCACUAAUCGAUGGAUACUAUAGGCUAACUGCAGAUGCUCACCACUACCUCUGUAAAGAAGUUGCCCCUCCUCAAUUGUUGGAAAACAUCCAGAGCAAUUGUCAUGGACCCAUCUCGAUGGACUUUGCUGUGAAUAAACUCAGGAAGGCAGGAAAUCAGAAAGGCUUUUUCAUUCUUCGAUGCAGUCCCAAGGAGUUUAAUAAGUACUUUCUCACCGUAGCUAUAGAGAAGGACAAUGUGAUUGAAUGCAGGCAUUGCCUGAUUACCAAGAAUGAGAACAAUGAAUACAAUCUGAAUGGUGCAAAGAAGACUUUCAGCAGCCUCAGAGAGUUGUUGAACUGCUACAAAAAAGAAACUGUCCGAUCUGAUGGUGUUUUGUUCCAGUUUAGCAAAUGCUGUCCACCAAAGCCCAAAGAUAAAUCUAAUCUUCUGAUCUUGAGAAGCAACAGUGCAUCUGAUGUGCCAACAUCCCCGACAUUGCAGAGGCACAAUGUCAGCCAAAUGAUUUUUCACAAAAUCAGGAAAGAGGAUUUGGUUUUUGGUGAAAGCCUUGGGCAAGGAACAUUCACCAAAAUCUUCAAAGGAGUGCGCACAGAACUGGGAGAUUAUGGUCAGAUACACAAGACAGACGUUCUACUAAAGGUCCUCGAAAAAGCACACAGAAAUUACUCUGAGUCCUUCUUCGAGGCUGCAAGUAUGAUGAGCCAACUGUCCUAUAAGCACUUGGUGUUGAAUUAUGGAGUCUGUGUGUGUGGUGAAGAGAAUAUCAUGGUUCAGGAGUAUGUGAAGUUUGGAUCGUUGGACACAUAUUUGAAGAGAAACAAAAACAAUGUGAACACCCUGUGGAAACUGGAGGUGGCGAAACAACUGGCUUGGGCGAUGCACUUUUUAGAAGACCGAAACCUUGUCCAUGGAAAUGUAUGCGCCAAGAAUGUCCUGAUGAUCAGGGAAGAGGACCGGAAAACUGGAAACCCUCCAUUUAUAAAGCUUGCUGAUCCUGGAGUCGUUAUGAUGGUUCUACCGAAAGAUGUUCUCAUUGAACGCAUUCCCUGGGUGCCACCAGAAUGCAUCGAGGAUCCCAAGAACUUGAGUCUGGCAACAGACAAAUGGAGUUUUGGUGCCACUUUGUGGGAGAUUUGCAGUGGUGGAGAUAAACCACUGGGCCCAUUUGAUUCCACGCGGAAGCUGCAGUUUUAUGAAGAUAAGCAUCAACUUCCUGCACUUAAGUGGCUAGAGCUAGCCAAUCUCAUCAAUCUCUGCAUGAAUUAUGAUCCAGACUUCAGGCCUUCAUUUCGUGUCAUUAUACGUGACCUGAACAGCCUUUUUACCCCAGAUUAUGAGUUAUUGGCUGAAAGUGACCUACUCCCGAACAUGCGAGGUGGUGGGCUUGGCUUCCUUGGAGCUGGUACAAACCAUGAUGUUGUGCAGUUUGAGGAACGGCAUCUCAUAUUUUUGCAACAGUUGGGCAAGGGUAACUUUGGCAGUGUCGAGCUCUGCCGGUAUGAUCCACUCCAGGACAGCACAGGCGAUGUGGUGGCUGUGAAGAAGCUACAACAGAGCACCGCAGAACACUUGCGUGACUUUGAAAGAGAAAUUGAGAUCCUCAAGUCCCUUCAGCACGACAACAUUGUCAAGUACAAAGGAGUGUGCUACAGUGCUGGACGGCGAAAUUUGCGAUUAAUAAUGGAGUACCUACCUCACGGCAGCUUGCGUGACUAUUUACAGAAGAAUAAAGAGCGGAUUGAUCACAAGAAACUGCUGGCAUAUGCUUCUCAGAUCUGCAAGGGAAUGGAGUAUCUAGGAACCAAGCGAUAUAUACACAGAGAUCUGGCAACACGGAACAUUCUCGUAGAAAAUGAGAACAGGGUGAAAAUUGGUGAUUUUGGCUUGACCAAAGUCUUGCCACAAGACAAGGAAUAUUACAAGGUGAAAGAGCCAGGAGAAAGUCCAAUCUUUUGGUACGCACUGGAGUCUCUAAUGGAAAACAAAUUUUCAGUGGCUUCAGAUGUUUGGAGCUUUGGAGUGGUGCUAUAUGAGCUUUUCACAUACAGCGAGAAGACCAAAAGUCCACCAUCGGAAUUCAUGCGCAUGAUCGGCAGUGAUAAGCAAGGGCAGAUGAUUGUCUUCCAUUUGAUCGAGCUACUUAAAGAGGGUAGACGACUGCCAAAUCCAGAUGGCUGUUCUGACACGAUGUAUUCAACAAUGAUGGAAUGCUGGAACACUGUGUCAACUCAGCGCCCAACUUUUAAGGAGCUCGCUCAGAAAGUGGACUCCAUGAAGGAUUCUAUGGGAGGAUGAGUUUGCAGAAACUUCAACCGGGAUACUCUGAAGUCCCAGCACAAUUGCUGCUUUUCCAGUCUGUAUCUGGCAAGGAUCACUUUGGACUUCUUCCUCAGCCUGUGGGAAAUGUUAGUCCUUUCGUAGUGAUGUCGCAGUUCAGCAGGACAGGCUGGUAAAUUAUUGGUGUUGUAACUACGAAAUGAUUUGCCCACUUCAGGCCUGCUGACAUGUGGGUCUAAUACUGCGGCUGUUUAUAACAGUAGGAGUUAACUAUGUGGUGAUGAUACUUCCGACACAGUGAUGCUUGGAGUUUAUCAUUGCCACAAUUGUUGGAGGGCCUUCAGUGGUGAAUAUUACACCUGAUGUUAUCUGUGCUACUUGCACAUCAGCUGACUAAAGAAAAAGAUUCUAAUUUUGAAUUUGCCCAUUGUACCCUAAAACUGUGCGAAUAGUAAUUUCGACAAAGAUUGGAGAAUAAUUUCACCGUUAUGUAGGAUCUUAUUUGGACUUGUCAUAGAUUAGAUUUUCAAAUAGUGUUGACAAGAAUAUGGAUAAGUCCCAUGCUAUGAUAUUUAUUAUAUAUGUUAGUUUGGCAAUAUUAACUACGAAAGGAAAAGAUCAAUUUCUGAAAUUGAAAAUUUUCAUGAAUUAACUAUGCUGUGGCUGUGAGUAUGGUGAUGCAUUAAAUGGUGAUGUAAGAAGUGUAUGUUACUGCAGAAUAUUGUAGAUGUUGAACUGGUGAUACGUUCAAGGAUUUGCGAGCGGUGCAUAGAUUUGGGAGUUGUAGCUUCAUAAUAUCUUGAAGAAUCCGCAUUCAUGAGGGAAUAAUUGUUUGGUACAUGAUCCGGAAUAUUAAACAAUGCAUAGUUUGUAGUGACACUUAAUCUGCCUUAUGUUAUCCAUUUGUUAUUCUUUGUAACAUCUGGAUCAGUUGUGAAGGAGAAAUAUGUUGAACACCAUUUGCUUAGGUUAAUUAUAUGAAGAGAAGCUCAGGGAUAUUUUGCGCUUUUUUUUUAAAACAAAGAAAACGAUCGAUGCAGGAUUAGUUGUUUCAUCCAAAAAUGAAUUAAUUUACAUACAUGAAUUCAGUAGGCACUCAUGCCAAAAUACUUUUGAAUUCUGCCACCUCCACCACCUAAUGGGCACAGAGGGGUGAUUAACAAGUACCAGUCUUGUUCAGCAUUAUGCCCAUCCCAAGGACUUUUUUCCAGAAGUCAUGCAAACAUAGUCUUUACCCCGCAAUAGAAAAAUCAUUCUUCAGCUAUACAAGCAAGCACGACCAAAACGUAGAUAUAAAAUGACCAAGAUUUUAUUCUCCUUCUUUAUUAAUUUAAUUUUCUACAGACUCUUAAGUUUACUUCCAUCCAUACAAUACCAGUUUGAACUCAAAACUCUGAGCAGGGAAGGCCAUAUCCUAAUGGUAUUCUCCCUAUGCUAUUGACUUAGAUUCACAAGUAAUGUUUAGGGGACAUGACAGAGGAUGGAAUUUGAAUGUCGUGAAAAAUCCAGAAUUAAGAGUCUAACGAUGACAAUGAAAUUGUUGUUAAAAACCCGGCUGGUUCAUGACUAUCCUUUAUGGAAGGAAACUGUGGUCCUUACUUGGUCUGGCCCAUAUGUGACUCCAAAUCCACAGCAAUGUGAUUGGCUGUUAACUGCCUCUGGGCAAUUCAGCAUGGACAAUUAAAUUCUGGCCUGGCCAGAGACCCCUACAUCCAACAAAAUAAACAGAAAUUAUUAAUGAUGCAGUGUUUGUAAAGCAGCAGCUGAAAUUGUGCACUUGGGAAUGCAGUAAUUUCUGUGAAUGAGCCACACAACACAGGUACACUACUAGCUGCAAACCCACAUUAAAAAUGUCCAUUUAUGAACAAGUAGAGUUAUCCAACCGAUAAGAAUAAAUGUAAGAUACAUG
Messenger RNA from Chiloscyllium plagiosum (whitespotted bambooshark), 5511 nucleotides. NCBI's taxonomy places the organism in Eukaryota, Metazoa, Chordata, Chondrichthyes, Orectolobiformes, Hemiscylliidae. The record is from RefSeq and is a predicted model, not a curated record.